GAUCCUGAUCAGGAUUGGAAUCAAUGGAUUGAAGCCAAUGUAUGGGUCAGCUAUACCACUGAUCAUGGUGCAGUUUAAUGGACAGUAUCAUACUCUUAUUGGCAUGAUCUAUGAGGUUCUGGAUAGAGAGAAGAGAAGAACUGUUGGUACUGCCUUGAAACAGCUUGAACAAAGAGGAUUCAACCAACUGAGCUUAACAGGAGCUAUGGAGACCAUUCACCUCAUCCAAAUUUGUAUGGAGAACAAGGAAAACAUGUCAGGAAGUUUCUGGAUUGGGUUAUAUUUGGAUCUAGGCGAAAUAGGGCUUUUUCGGUCCAAAAAGAGAGUUGCAGCCAGAAUCUUGAUCCACUUGCUUUCUAGCUGGCCUAACAGGACGUGGAGGAUCUAAAGUUCAUUAGGAGACACUCCAAAUCAAGUUCAAGUCGUGGCCCAUCAUAAACCAAAGAAGAACCAGCUUGUUGGUUUGAUUUAAUUGCAAUGUAAUGGGUUUAGUUUAUUGGGCUUUCAUUUAAUUUAAACCAAAGACAAUUAGGAAUUUGAGUAAACCAGAUUUGGGUAGAUUAAUAUUUAAAAUAAACCAAUUUCGAAUUGGAUUAGGAGAUUAAACCAUCUUGGUUUAAAUUUAGGGUUUUCAGUUUUAUUCUUUUAACAUAUGUAGCCACGUUUUGGCAUGAAGAUCAAUCAAUCGACAUUUUUUUCAACUUCUUUGUUUUGAGUUUUCUCUCAAUUCUGCUGGUGUGUAAUAUCCAGCUUGGGUUCUCUGAUUUGGUGUGUCAUAUCCAGAUCAGAAGCCUUGGAGUAUCAGGAGGCGAGCCAUCUCUCUUGUGUCCCACAUCAAUCCACAAACCUUGAUACAGAUCGAGUCUUUGAUUCUCUGUUUGCAAGGAUUAUCUCUGUGAUCCAUCCUAGACACUAAGCAGGGUGAUCCUGUGUCUGUGGGGCAGAAAAAAACAUCUUUAUAGCAUCCCAUAGCUCUAAGGAGAAGACCAUAUCCAUCACCUUUCAUCCACCCACGCCCCCUUCAAGUGAUCCAGGGAGAGACAGCCAUUCCAGGGCUGCACCAAGUGGUAUCAGAGCCUCUUGAGGGUUAGGGUUUGAAGUUUUAACAAGGGAGCACGAAAUCUAUCAGUUAACAAACUGUAUUCUAUGUCUGGAUAUGAAGAAGAGCUUACAAUUCCAUUCUUCUAUGGGAAGAUUGAUACAGAGGCAUAUCUUGAUUGGGAAAAGAAGAUGGAGUUUCUCUUUGGACUCCUAUACUACACUGAAAAGAAAAAGGUAUGUCUAGCAGUCAAUGGACUCUGUGGAAGUGCAUUCUCAUGGUGGCAGAGAGUUUCUCAGACUAGGAGAUUUGAAAAAAAACCUCAAAUUAUUUCAUGGGUGGAGAUGAAGACCUUGAUGAGGAAGAGGUUUGUCUCGCAGUGGAAACUUUCAAAACUAAAACCAGAAGCAGCAACAAAGCUUACUAUUUUAGAUCAGCCUGCCUAUUGGUCUGAAUUGCCAUUAAAACCGGCUGAGAGAAGAUCUGUGGUUCCUGUUCUAUCAUUGAAACAAGAGGAGGAAAAGCAGCAAGCUUCUAUAUUAGCUUCUCCAAUACAACAGAUUGAGGAGAGUCAUAAAACUGAACCAGAACCAACAACUCUUUGUUUAAAACUAGAGGAGGAGGCAGAAGUUGCAGAAGCUGAGUGUGGCCACGUGCCUGAUCAAAUAAAACAAGAAGAAAAGGUUCCUGGAGGGUCAUCUAAAGCUCUUGAAUUGGUGCUUCCUACUGUUGAGCAAGGUGAUAACUUUAAGUCUUUAGCUUGUGAGUUACUAAUCAGACCUUUGGUAUGUCUUCAGCUCAGCUUAGUGGAACAUCUGAGAGUUGUUAAGGGCUUGCAACAAGUUGUUUUUGAACCAGGAGGAAGCUUGUGUGUGGUUAGAAGAAACAAACAAAUUCUGGAUCAGAAAGCAACUGCAUACAAGCUCAAUUUGCAAGGUUCAUUCACUCUUGAAAAACAAGAUUUGUGGUCAAAUCUUUUUAAAGGGAGAGAGAAUGGUAUGAUAAAAACUAUUUGCAGAGAGAAUGAAGGAGAGUCAGGAGGUAACACGUCCUUUAUCAGGUUCAUAACUGACCAGAACAAGCUGAGAAGAGAUAAACAGGAACUGGUGGUGGUUAAAGAGAAGCCAGAACUGGAGGAUGAGUAUGGGGACCAAACCACACGACCACCUGACCAGAAGGAUGUUAAACUGAGAGUACAUGGUCUCAUGUUGAUGACCAGGACGUGGAUAGGAUCAUCCUGGAGAGAAGCAUUCAACUGCAAACUCAACAAAGUGGAGAAAUCAUCUGCCUUAGAAGCCACAUGCAGUGAGGAAAGUUCCAAGAUGUUGCUGAGACAUGAAGAAGGACUGCAGAGCUUUGUGUUUCAUCCUGGAGAGACUAGAGAGGUGAUGAUAUAUCUCAUGGCCAGGUCAGGAACUUUGGAGUUAAAUUAUCAAGGUUCUGUCAUCCUACAGAGCUUGGAUUUGAGGACAAAUCCUUUUAAAGGAGGAGGGGAUGGUGUGAUCCUGAUCAGGAUUGGAAUCAAUGGAUUGAAGCCAAUGUAUGGGUCAGCUAUACCACUGAUCAUGGUGCAGUUUAAUGGACAGUAUCAUACUCUUAUUGGCAUGAUCUAUGAGGUUCUGGAUAGAGAGAAGAGAAGAACUGUUGGUACUGCCUUGAAACAGCUUGAACAAAGAGGAUUCAACCAACUGAGCUUAACAGGAGCUAUGGAGACCAUUCACCUCAUCCAAAUUUGUAUGGAGAACAAGGAAAACAUGUCAGGAAGUUUCUGGAUUGGGUUAUAUUUGGAUCUAGGCGAAAUAGGGCUUUUUCGGUCCAAAAAGAGAGUUGCAGCCAGAAUCUUGAUCCACUUGCUUUCUAGCUGGCCUAACAGGACGUGGAGGAUCUAAAGUUCAUUAGGAGACACUCCAAAUCAAGUUCAAGUCGUGGCCCAUCAUAAACCAAAGAAGAACCAGCUUGUUGGUUUGAUUUAAUUGCAAUGUAAUGGGUUUAGUUUAUUGGGCUUUCAUUUAAUUUAAACCAAAGACAAUUAGGAAUUUGAGUAAACCAGAUUUGGGUAGAUUAAUAUUUAAAAUAAACCAAUUUCGAAUUGGAUUAGGAGAUUAAACCAUCUUGGUUUAAAUUUAGGGUUUUCAGUUUUAUUCUUUUAACAUAUGUAGCCACGUUUUGGCAUGAAGAUCAAUCAAUCGACAUUUUUUUCAACUUCUUUGUUUUGAGUUUUCUCUCAAUUCUGCUGGUGUGUAAUAUCCAGCUUGGGUUCUCUGAUUUGGUGUGUCAUAUCCAGAUCAGAAGCCUUGGAGUAUCAGGAGGCGAGCCAUCUCUCUUGUGUCCCACAUCAAUCCACAAACCUUGAUACAGAUCGAGUCUUUGAUUCUCUGUUUGCAAGGAUUAUCUCUGUGAUCCAUCCUAGACACUAAGCAGGGUGAUCCUGUGUCUGUGGGGCAGAAAAAAACAUCUUUAUAGCAUCCCAUAGCUCUAAGGAGAAGACCAUAUCCAUCACCUUUCAUCCACCCACGCCCCCUUCAAGUGAUCCAGGGAGAGACAGCCAUUCCAGGGCUGCACCAAGUGGUAUCAGAGCCUCUUGAGGGUUAGGGUUUGAAGUUUUAACAAGGGAGCACGAAAUCUAUCAGUUAACAAACUGUAUUCUAUGUCUGGAUAUGAAGAAGAGCUUACAAUUCCAUUCUUCUAUGGGAAGAUUGAUACAGAGGCAUAUCUUGAUUGGGAAAAGAAGAUGGAGUUUCUCUUUGGACUCCUAUACUACACUGAAAAGAAAAAGGUAUGUCUAGCAGUCAAUGGACUCUGUGGAAGUGCAUUCUCAUGGUGGCAGAGAGUUUCUCAGACUAGGAGAUUUGAAAAAAAACCUCAAAUUAUUUCAUGGGUGGAGAUGAAGACCUUGAUGAGGAAGAGGUUUGUCUCGCAGUGGAAACUUUCAAAACUAAAACCAGAAGCAGCAACAAAGCUUACUAUUUUAGAUCAGCCUGCCUAUUGGUCUGAAUUGCCAUUAAAACCGGCUGAGAGAAGAUCUGUGGUUCCUGUUCUAUCAUUGAAACAAGAGGAGGAAAAGCAGCAAGCUUCUAUAUUAGCUUCUCCAAUACAACAGAUUGAGGAGAGUCAUAAAACUGAACCAGAACCAACAACUCUUUGUUUAAAACUAGAGGAGGAGGCAGAAGUUGCAGAAGCUGAGUGUGGCCACGUGCCUGAUCAAAUAAAACAAGAAGAAAAGGUUCCUGGAGG
This is a messenger RNA of Brassica napus (rape), 4273 nucleotides long. RefSeq lists its product as uncharacterized. Bases 1147 to 2928 code for a protein of 593 amino acids. The transcript has 2 exons. The record is from RefSeq and is a predicted model, not a curated record. NCBI's taxonomy places the organism in Eukaryota, Viridiplantae, Streptophyta, Magnoliopsida, Brassicales, Brassicaceae.